AUGUCCGCCGCCUUCUCGGCGAAACAUUCUUUUGAAAAGCGCGUGGACGAAAUCAAGUCGCCAAAGAGUGAUAUCAAUGCCUUAAUUCUCGACUACCUCACGAUGGAAGGCUACCCCAACGCUGCAGCGAAAUUCUCCAAGGAGGCGAACCUGCAGCCUCAGCAAGACAUCGCCUCUAUUCGUGCCCGACAGGAAAUACAAAACUGCAUCCACAGUGGAAAUAUCCAGUCGGCCAUAGAAAUGCUCAAUGAGCUGGACCCCGAGAUAUUGGAUGCGGAUAAGGCGUUGCACUUCUCUCUGUUGCGUUUACAGCUCGUCGAGCUAAUCCGGGGCUGCAAUGCCACUGGAGGUGAUAUCAGCCCAGCACUCAAGUUUGCCACGGAGCAGCUUGGCCCCCGUGCUCCUACCAACCCCCACUUCCUUGAAGAGCUCGAAAAGACCAUGGCUCUCCUGCUUUUUCCUCCUGAGACUCUAGAGCCGCAGCUUGCUGCUUUGCUGAAGCCUGACCUUCGCCGAGAUGCUGCCGACAAGGUCAAUCGUGCGAUCUUGGAAAGACAAUCUACGAGACGCGAGGCAGCAAUUCGUCAGCUUGUCAAAAUGCGGGCCUGGGCAGAGUCCGCCGCCCGAGAUCGCGGCAUCAGCUUGCCUGAUCGGCUUGACGUUGGUUUGAAUUCUGAUGACACUGACCGACGCCAAGCAAACCCUGAAAAUGGGCAUGAACCUAUGUUGACGGUAUGA
Messenger RNA from Beauveria bassiana ARSEF 2860, 738 nucleotides. Its product is annotated as ran binding protein in the microtubule-organising centre. The record is from RefSeq and is a predicted model, not a curated record. The coding region runs from base 1 to 738 and encodes 245 amino acids. Gene Ontology annotation, biological process: proteasome-mediated ubiquitin-dependent protein catabolic process. The transcript is spliced from 3 exons. Gene Ontology annotation, molecular function: protein binding. NCBI's taxonomy places the organism in Eukaryota, Fungi, Ascomycota, Sordariomycetes, Hypocreales, Cordycipitaceae. Gene Ontology annotation, cellular component: nucleus; cytoplasm.